Messenger RNA from Camelus dromedarius (Arabian camel), 1155 nucleotides. RefSeq names its product serine protease 44 (gene PRSS44P). The transcript is spliced from 5 exons. Gene Ontology annotation, biological process: proteolysis. NCBI's taxonomy places the organism in Eukaryota, Metazoa, Chordata, Mammalia, Artiodactyla, Camelidae. The record is from RefSeq and is a predicted model, not a curated record. Gene Ontology annotation, molecular function: serine-type endopeptidase activity. Bases 28 to 891 code for a protein of 287 amino acids.
GGUGGCCGACUCAAGGAGGAUUCUGCAAUGAGCCGGGCAAUCCCGGAGGCCCCCUCAGCUCCAGGACACCCGAAAUCCCCGAAGAUUCCAGUACCCACUCUAUCUCCUGUGCUGCCCACACCCACAGCAGGAGAGGCUUUGGAAUCCAGCCAGAAACCUGUAAAUGGAGGGGGGCCCCCUCAAGCAGCAUGUGGUCAUCGGACUUCAAGGAUAGUUGGUGGAAUGCCCGCCAGAGAGAGAAAGUGGCCCUGGCAGGUGAGCCUGCAGAUCAAUGAUCAACACAUAUGCGGAGGCUCCCUCAUUGGCCCACAGUGGGUGCUGACCGCUGCCCACUGCAUAUUUGGCUAUGAGGAAUAUACGGUGAAGCUGGGAGUCAUAUUUUUACAUUCGAAUCCCAAGAAUGCAAUGGUCAUUCCGGUUCGGGACAUCGUUUGCCAUAGCCAUUAUGAUGUUAGAACCUUGAGUAAUGACAUUGCCCUUGCUCUGCUGGCCUUCUCUGUGAAUUAUUCCUCAUCCAUCCAGCCAGUGUGCCUCCCAGAAAAGGAUUUUGAAGCAAACGCUGGGACCCGGUGCUGGGUGACUGGAUGGGGGCAAACAACUGAAAAUGCAUCAGUACUGCCAGAUGUUCUUCAGGAGACUGAGCAAAUUCUUCUUCACCGCAAAGAAUGUAAUCAGAGGAUGCAGGCAAAAUUAAGAUUCCAUCGCACACUAGUUCGAAAAGGGAUGAUCUGUGGCUAUCACGAAAAGAUGAAAAGUCCGUGCAAGGAAGAGGUAGUGAAACCAUCCCUGCAAGAUGGGCAGUCGACCUACCAGGUGGAGCACGAUUGGUCCUCAACAUCUAGUGGAACAUCUAGCAAAGAAGAGACAGCAUCAAUGGUGAAACAGCAUUAGACCAGACACUUUCUCAAGCUCAGCAUCUUGGUGAUUUUUUGGAGGCACUGAGGUGGCAUCACCAUGUCCACAUCUGACUCAGUUCUCUGGCACUGGGACAAGUUCCUGUGUUCCCCAGCGUGGAUCCAUCUGUGAGUGGCCAGCUUCUGGCACACAAGCCUUCCAAGUGCUACUCAGUCUUGGACUCCACCCCCAGGGCUCCAGUGGCCACACCCAGGCCCACCCUAAGUUGUGUGAGGUGAUUAUGGAGUAUUGAUAUUUCUG